Messenger RNA from Orbilia oligospora ATCC 24927, 2373 nucleotides. RefSeq lists its product as uncharacterized. The record is from RefSeq and is a predicted model, not a curated record. Bases 1 to 2373 code for a protein of 790 amino acids. Lineage: Eukaryota; Fungi; Ascomycota; Orbiliomycetes; Orbiliales; Orbiliaceae. The transcript is spliced from 5 exons. Gene Ontology annotation, molecular function: protein binding; transcription coactivator activity; DNA binding. Gene Ontology annotation, cellular component: MBF transcription complex; SBF transcription complex.
AUGGCGACAACUGCUAGACCUCCUGCUUCAUUGCACAGGAGUGCUUCAUCCCUCAGCCAUGCUGGCCCUGGAGGUUCUUUCAAUGCCGGUGUGAGCUCUGCCUCUGUCAAUUCGACACCUGUUGGUACUCCUCCACCGACAGCUAGUUUCUCUGAGAGUCAAAAUCCGGCUCCGCUUAUAUAUUCGGCGGUAUAUUCAGGAGUUUCCGUCUACGAAAUGACAGUAAACAACGUGGCAGUAAUGCGCCGGCGGGAUGAUGACUGGUUAAACGCUACACAGAUCCUGAAGGUGGCGGGUGUUGAGAAGGGAAAGAGGACAAAGGUUUUAGAGAAGGAAAUUCUCACCGGUGUUCAUGAAAAAGUGCAGGGAGGGUAUGGAAAAUAUCAGGGUACUUGGAUUAACUUUGAGCGAGGAAAGGAAUUCUGUCGGCGGUACGCUGUUGAAGAUGUCCUACGUCCGUUAUUAGAGUACAACCCUCAUCGUGACGGUGUGGAUGCUACACCUACGAAAGAGCAGGCAAUGGCGGCGAAAAGGAAACGAAUGUACAAUUCUAGUUCACAAGCUGCAAGUAAUUCGCAAGGGAACUAUUUUUCCAAUAUCUCCGAAACCGCCUCUACCGCCCUCGCCGCCAUCAGUAAAGCCGCCCAGUAUGAUACAAAUCCGAGAGCGACUCCGAAGCUUACCCCUCAGAAUUCAUUCAACAUACCCCAAUCCCAGGAAUCGACGCAGAAUAACACUUAUCCCAUGGAAGCUAGUUUUGCGCCGACAAUACCGGACCAAACGUCCAACUACGGUGGAUCCUUUGGCCCCAACAACUACGGAAACUCGGCAGCAGACCUCAGCGAGCCUCCAAGGAAGAGAUUUCGACCGACCCCGGAUUCGGAGCAGCAACAAUUUGGGGCCACAUUUGUUGAUGUUGAGUCAACACCGCGGGCACUCCUCCCUAUUGUGCGGGAACCCACUCCUUCAACUGAGAAAGCGACAGAGAUCUUAACAAGCUUGUUCAUCUCUCCGCCCUCGGCAGGACCGGCUAGUUAUGAGGACCAUCCGGAUCUUCAACAACUCACAGCGGAGGAGAUUGAACUACCUAUAGACAAAAUGGGUCAUACGGCAAUGCAUUGGGCUGCUGCGUUGGCGAACAUUCCCUUGAUUAAGACCCUUGUCUCGAAGGGCGCCUCUGUUCUAAGAGUGAACUUUGCGGGCGAAACACCGUUAAUACGAGGCUGCCUCGUUACCAACAACUUAGAAAACUCGACAUUCCCAGCUCUUCUCGAUCUCUUGCAUUUGGGAAUAUCAGUAGUCGAUGACUCCGGACGAACAGUACUGCACCACAUUGCCCUAAUGUCAGGGAUCAAAGGGCGGAGUCAGGCUAGCAGGUACUAUUUGGAAAGUCUUCUUGAGUUCGUUGUAAAAUACGGCGCUGCAAACUCGAGCAACCCGAAUAGCAAGGGUAUCAAUUUGGGAAGAUUCAUGUCGGAGAUUGUCAAUGCGCAAGAUAAGAGUGGCGACACGGCCUUGAACAUUGCUGCACGCAUAGGCAAUAAGAGUAUAGUGUCGCAGCUGCUGGAAGUCGGCGCUGAUCCCGCCAUUCCAAACCGUGCGGGAUUGUGUCCUCUGGAUUUUGGAGUUGGUGGUGACCCGGUGCAGAUUGUACGUCCAAGAGAUCAGCCAUGGGUGGUUCCACAGAACGUGUUGCAAAAAAGUGAGGAUAUCGUUACUUCGAUGACUAGCAUGAUAAGUGGGCUAGAUGGUGAUUUCCAGGCCGAAAUCAAGGAGAAACAAACCGAAAUAGACGCAACCCACACGCAACUUCGUGAAAUAACACUGAAGCUGAGCGAGGACCGACGAAAGUUGGAAAUGCUUCGGCAGCGAAUCAAUGAGAAAGCGGAGCUAGGGCAAAAGAGUCAAAACCUCAACCGAGCGGCCCAAGAAGAGAAAAGAAAAUUCUUAGAUCUUCACAACAAGUUGGCAAACGGACAGGUUACCGAGAACGACUUAUCGGCAUCAGACCCAAAUGAACCUUACAAACUUAGCCCGGAGAUGGUGAACGGAGAUUUCAAGAAUCUGACGGCUACCCAGUCACAAUAUUUGAAGACGCUACCACCAGCAUCGAUAUUAAAAGCCCGUACUGUGGGAUAUGAGCUCAACGAAAAGAUUUUAGACGAGUUAGCGCAGACACUCCGAGGUCGGUCAUUGGAACUCGAGGCCAACAUCAAGAAGGUUGUGGCAUUGUGCGCUGGCGUUGAGGAGAACAUGAUUAAUGAUGUUCUCGGAGGGCUGUUGCAGUCUGUUGAAAGUGAGCCUGUGGAUGUAGACACGGCUCGAUUAACAUCGUUUCUAAGGAAAGUGCAGGAGACACAGACAUCAGUCUAG